CAAAAAGUAUAUAAGAAACAACAACAAGACUUUUGAACCCCGACGUUCAAUCAAGCUCGUCAACGCGACCUUUUAUACACACACACAAACCACGCAUUUAAAUGUUGCCCAUCGACUCGACACUUGCAGCGAGCUCUGCCAAAGUGUCGCAUAGCUCACCGCCAUACACGCUGCGCUGUCGACCGUCACGCAAUGCCAGCAACGUCGUGUUAAUUACGCAACAACAGCAGGACAACAAGUGUGGCGGUGGACGCACGUCAGACGAUGGCGGCAAUGUCAGCACAACCUCGCUGAAUGUGCACGGCGGCAAUGGCAGCAACCACCGUGCAACAGGUGUCACGACUUUGAGCAGCAGCAGCAGCAAUGACAAUCCCGGUGGCGGCGGCAAUUGCAAUCACAACAGCAGUAACAGCAGUCUUUCGACAACGAGUUUUCGCAACAAAAUGCCAUCGAUCUCAAUUAUACCGUUGCCGGUGAACAGCGCACCGUCCACCAACGCCAGCUGCAGCGGUACAACAACAAGCACAAGUGUGGUGCGCACCGUGACCACCUCGAAUAAGGCCACAUCGCCGCCACCGCUUUUCAAUUCACCGACAAGAAGCAAUAGCGGCGGCGGCGGCCACAUUGGUGGCUUGCAGCCGCAACGUCCACUGUUGCAGCAUCAGUAUCAACAGACUGAUAAGUGCACCAUAUUGAAGUUCGAUGUGGUGCGUAAGCCAAAUGCUACGGCGACGGCGGUCGAGCAAUUAUCGCGCAAUAUUAUUGCCACAGCGCCAAAAGCGCAAACGACCGCCACAGCGACGGUCACAAGUGGCAUGUCGUUGACGGCGGCUAGCGUUGCAAGUCGCCAACAACAGUUGCAGGCGCUGCAGCAAUCCAUUUUCGAUCAUGAGAUGUCCGACGAUGCCGAAGCGGAUGCGGAAAUUGCUGCGCUGCAUCAACAGGUGCUCAGCGGCAGCAGCACAAGCACUCUGUCCGCGGGCAGUCAGCCCAUCAUUGUGAAGAUCGAGCCGGCGCAAUCGUUUCACAUCGUCGAUGAAUCGGAUACGCGUGUGCUGAGUUUGCCACUGUCCGAUGCGGAUAAGGUCGGUGCGAGUUGGAUUGAUCUGAAGGAUAUUGCGGGCCUGCAGACUACCUCGGCCACACUGGUGGAUGUGUGUUUCGAUUCGCCACCCGGUUUGCUGCCGGUCAGCACAAAUACGUCCACUUCCACCGCCGAAGCGGUGGUACAAACUGUCGUCGAGUCGGGCGGUAUUAGUCAAACGCAAGUGGCUAAGAAACGUCAGUUGGUUGUUAAGCAGGUAUCCGUGGAACAACCAGCGAUAGCGGCAACUAUUAUUGAGACUGUAAUCACACCCGCGACGGUUGUAACGGCAACGGCAACAGCUACGACAUCCACAGCGUCGGGAACGGCUACUGUAACGCGCUUCAAUGCGAAUGAACGCACUGUACAGCAGCAACAACAAUCACAACAACAACAGCAAUUGCAGCAGCAACAACAACAGCUUCAGAAUAAAAGUACCACAACAACGGGUACAUUAACACCGUCCUCAUCAACUGGACUGAAUGUCGGUGGAGCCAUGACAGCUCAAAUUGAAAUAAUUCCAUGCAAAGUCUGUGGCGACAAGUCAUCUGGCGUACAUUAUGGCGUUAUAACAUGUGAGGGUUGUAAAGGUUUUUUUCGCCGGUCACAAAGUUCUGUAGUGAAUUAUCAGUGUCCUCGCAAUAAACAAUGUGUUGUCGACCGUGUCAAUCGCAAUCGGUGUCAAUACUGUAGACUGCAAAAGUGCCUACAAUUGGGAAUGAGUCGUGACGCUGUAAAAUUCGGUAGAAUGUCGAAGAAACAGCGUGAGAAAGUAGAGGAGGAGGUGAAGUUUCACAAGGCGCAGUUGCGUGCACAGAACGACGCGCCGCCGGAUAGCUCAGUUUUCGAAACACAAACACCUUCGAGUAGUGAUCAGCUGCAUCAUAAUUACAAUGGCUAUGGCGGCUACUCCAGCAAUGAAGUGAGCAGUCCGUACGGUUAUGGCUACUCGACAUCGGUAACACCGCAACAGACAAUGAACUACAAUGAGGUAUCGACGGAUUACGUUGACAGCACCACGUAUGAGCCGCGUGGCACGAUAAUGGAUCCGGACUUCGUCAGUCAUGCUGAUGGCGACAUCAACGAUGUUCUUAUAAAAACCUUAGCCGAGGCACAUGCCAACACAAGCACCAAACUCGACGCCGUACACGAUAUGUUCCGGAAGUCUCAGGAUAUCUCGAGGAUACUGUACUACAAGAAUCUGGGCCAGGAGGAACUGUGGCUAGACUGCGCUGAAAAGCUAACACAUAUGAUACAAAACAUAAUCGAAUUUGCGAAACUGAUACCCGGAUUUAUGCGUUUAAGUCAGGAUGAUCAGAUUCUGCUACUGAAAACUGGAUCAUUCGAACUGGCCAUCGUGCGUAUGUCGCGAUUGCUCGAUCUCUCACAGAAUGCGGUACUAUAUGGUGACGUGAUGCUGCCGCAGGAAGCGUUCUACACAUCCGAUUCGGACGAAAUGCGUCUGGUAUCGCGAAUCUUUCAAACGGCUAAAUCGAUAGCCGAACUGAAACUGACUGAAACGGAGUUGGCGCUGUAUCAAAGUUUAGUGCUGCUCUGGCCAGAACGAAAUGGCGUACGCGGUAAUACAGAAAUCCAGAGGCUUUUCAAUUUAAGCAUGAUUGCAAUAAAACAGGAGCUUGAAGCGAACCAUGCGAUCUUAAAGGGCGAUGUGACUGUUUUAGAUACAUUGUUAAACAAUAUACCGAAUUUCCGCGAUAUCUCCAUAAUGCACAUGGAAGCACUGAGCAAAUUUAAGCAACAACAUCCGAACAUCGUCUUUCCGCCGCUAUACAAAGAACUGUUCUCAAUAGAUUCGCCGCAGGAUCUCACAUAACAUCAAGAAAACUAUGUGGAGACUACGAACGCAAUCGAUGCGCCGGACACGUUGGAUGCGUUAACGUAGAAACAAACAAAACUACCAGAUGGCGGUUGGUGUAUGGCAGGUGGCAACGGAACGGAGACGGAGACAGAGAAGGGGAUGCGAAUGUGUAAACGAUGGCGGUGAUGGCAAGUAGUGCAUGCAAUGCAUGAAAAUGAUUGCUGCUGCAAUGACUCUUCGUUAGACGAACAACAACAACAACACCAAAUAGAUACGAAACAAACAACAACCCGAGCAAUUUCAUUGAAACAACAGCUAGCCAAGUGCAUGCAAGCAGCCAGUCAGUUGACCAACAACAAGCGUCCGAAGUUUGUUUUUUCUUUUUUAACGGAAUUUAAAGUGACAACAACAACAAUGUAUUCUCAGUUUAUUCACUGUUUGCGAAAUAGAAACAGAAACAGAAACAGAAAAAAGUACUAAACAAGCAACAGAAAUAGUAAAUCAUAGUGCAGAACAAAAAAGAAACAAAAGGUUUAUACAUAUAACUAAUUAAUGCAAGCCACAUACAUACUUACAUACAUAAAAAAAGGAGUAACAAACAAUAACAGAAAAGCAAAAAAACAAAAACAAAAACAAAAAAGUAAGCAAAUAUUAAGCAGCAAAUUAAGUUUAAGAAUAUUUAUACAGAAUUUAAAUAGUAACAGGAAAAAAAUAUAUAUAGGCAAAACCAAAACCAGAAACAGCCGAAUGCACACACACAACCAUACACCACAACUCUAAACAUAUGCAUACAAAAGAAAAGUGAGAAAAAUUAAAAAAAUAGAAGAAAAGUAAAAUGCAAUAACUACAUUAUAUCAUCUUGUUAUAACAAAAAACUAAAAAUUAAAAAUAUUCAGAACUCAUUCUAAGAAAAAAAACGCGCAGCAGAAACACAGGAAAAUUAAAGCAGCAUUUAAGCCACAGUAAUAGGCGAACAUAUAAAGUAAGACAAAUGAAAAACACUACGCAUACGAAACCUACAUCAUACUAACAGUUAUAGUCAGACACACACUCACUCACACACACACACACCUAGAAACAUAAAUAAAAUCUCGAAAAAAUAAACUUUCAACUUCAAAAAACAAAAACUAAAAUUAAAUACAAAAUCGUUGCCAAUCUAAAGCAAACUCAUGCAGCCCCCUUAAUAACAAAACUCUAUAUACUAUGUAGUUGACGCCUGAUGCAUUUCGUUCGACACGAAUGAGCACAAAUUUUUUCGAAACUCAAAAUUUAUAAUUGAAAAUUUGAACCUAACUAACUUGCGGAUAUUAUUGAGAAGACUUUUGCAAAUCAACAAGCAUACACACACACACACACGAAUUAUUGGGAGAAAACAAAGAAAACCGAGAAGACUAAAUGUGGUUGCAUUGACUGAAUGAAGAAAACAAAGUUGAAACGUUGAAGAAACAAUUUCUAGCAUCACAACUCAUGUAUGGGCGGCAUAAUUUAUAGACCGACUGUAAGCUAAUUGCUGCUGAUUCGCUGGCGUAAGCUACUUUUAGGCGCCGCUGGCAGCACUGCUAAUUAACAGCAUUGCCUUUAAACUGUUAACAAUGCUGACUGCUUUUGUAUUUGUUAUUGUUAUAUUUUAAUUUUCUUCAAAUUUUGUUUAACUAGUUAAUAUAUUUAUUUGCUGCUUUCAACACUUUUUCAAAGUCUCAAGCGGAAAUAUUGCCAAUAUUCUGUUGUCCAAAUGUUAAUUAACAGCAGCAGUUACAGUGUUAUGUUUUUUUUUUUUGUAAUUUUAACUUGUUGCAAAGAGAUCUAGGAGAUAUAUGGCUCUUCACGUUCCUACUGAAGAACAAUACUUUUUUGUUGUUGGAAAAUGUAACUGAUUGUUAAAGCUUAUUAAGUUCAUAGACCAUAAGAACUAAACUCUGAACUUCACGAUUCUAUGAUUCGUUCCCAUGAGUAUCCUCAAGACCGAAAGAACUACGAAACCGUUAAAAUACCAUAAUUUGCUCAGAAUUAUUAAGUAAAUGAUUUUGGCUGCUACAACAACAAAAAGAGCAAUGCAUUCAAAUUAGUAUAAUCGAAAGCUUUCCUCAGAGGGUAAUUGUCUCGAAACUCUCAGCAUAUUGAACAUUUUUGAAAACAUUCAAUCAAUUACUCUUUAAGGCUUUAAUAACUAAGCACUUUGAGGAUGUGUUCAAUAAUGUAUGAAAUGAAAUUGUAAUGUGAAAGCUCCGCCGUAGCGAAUACAUUGUGCUAACGGUUAAAACGAAUAUGAUCGUUGGUAAAGCACAGUUUACAGCUUGAAUUUGUAAUUCUCGAAAUUAAGUGAUCAGUUCUAGGAUUUGUUUGUAUUAUUAGCGAGCUUUAAAACGCUUAAUUGCUGAGGAUUUGUAUUUUUAUAAAGGAACAAAAUCGACUCAAAAGCUCAAAGAAUAAUAUCUAAUUACAAGAAUCAAGAAUCUUCUAACAAAACGUUUGAGCAAAAACAAUCAGUUAUACGUUACAUACAUAACACCGCAAAGCAGAUACUGUGUUAACAAACCUUUUCGAAAUCUUUCUAAUAACAACAACAAAUAAUGUGGGAGUAUUCUUUUUGCAAAGCUGACGACACCGGCAUCGCCCAAUUGUGUUCAUAAGUAUAGUAGUUCACACGUCUUUGUCUAUCGAAACGAGCAAAACGUAUACUUCGUACAUACAUAGAUUUAUAUAUAUAUUUCCAUUUGAUAUACUCGUAUAUACAAAUAUUUGAUUUUAAUUUUGUAAAACUUUUUUUUUUAUGAAAAUUAAAAGAAAGCUGAGAUAUUUUACACCAGCUUAUCGUGUUCAGAAAAAAUAGUGAGAAAAGAAACGCAAAAAUUUUAUAUUCGCCGUUUUAUUGACUCUAUUUUGUUUAUGCACAUGCAUUUGUAUUUAAGAAUGUAAGUGUAGUAUGUAAAUUGUAAGCGUUCUACUUAUAUAGUUUUACAAUUUCAUUUUUGUUUUGUUGUUUUUAUGAUUGAAAAUAAUUGAAUUUAAUUGUUUUUUUUCUUGUUUUUCAAUGGCUGCACGUCAAACGCAUUUAUGACGACGGCUAGUGUUUUUAUAUUAUACGAAAAUGAGAUAUACGAUUUUACACCACAUUUGUGUUCAGCCGGCUUAGAGCUUUGCAGAAAGACUUUUGCAGACACCGAAUACAAACACUCUGAAUUUUAACUAUGUCUUGAGCCUUAGCUAUUAACACCGAAGUAGUGUGCGGAAUGUACUUACUAUAUGAACUGUGUUUGCUGUUGUUGUUUUUAAUUGUAUUACAUAUAUAAUUGCAUUUUUUUAGAUCUCUUUGCGCUAUUGGCUUUUGAAACUGCUUGAAUGGUCCAACGUUGUUCACAAUCACUUUAUUGUUUUUGCUAUAUUGUUUUUAAACUGCAUGUUUUCAUAGUUAACGAGGUUUUAAAGAGCUUGCACUUGUCAAAUUAGCUUUCAUAGUUGGCAAAAGCUUUUAACACCGAAACAGCUUUCAUGUUUAAUAAAAGCUUUAAUUUUUUUUAUGAAGGCUUUCAUUUUUCAUAAAAGCAUUCGUUAUUUAAAAAAGCUUAACAUUUUUUAAAAAGCUUUCAUUGUUUAUAAAAGCUUUCACAUGUCAUGCUUUCUUUCAAAUGCUUUCACACCGCAAGUAUAUAAUACAACAACAAUUUUCAUAUAUUUUAUUGUUGUUUUUAGCAAAGUGGUUUUUAUAAACAUGAAAGUUGUAUGUAUAGCGGCUAUACGGUGCUGUGAUUAAAAAUCCAGAGCAGCGCACUUUUAGUGUUGAAAAAAAGACUGUUUCGCUAUUUCGCUGCGAAAAACGAGUUGUCUUUUAAAACAGAAUUUAAUAAAUUUGCGCGUUUUCAUACCGAAGUCUGACUUCACAUUUAGCAAUCUUAACUAGAAAUCUCUCAGUCACUUCAGCAACAGGAUUCAACUAACUUUAGGCCUGACACACGAACCACACAAACAUACACAUAUGUAUAUGUACUUUUAGUAGUCCAAAAAAAAAAAGAUAAAAACAAAAACAAAUCAUAACCUCUCCUCACCAUCACUACUACUACAAAUAACAACAACCAUAAGCAAUUAGUGCAGUAUCAUAGACGAAGUAAAGCGAGAAUAUUCAUACGUUGUAGGAAGAAAGAAAAAAAUAUAUAUUAUAAAUAAAUAAAUAAAUAAAGAAAAACCAACAAAAACAACAACACUUGGAGGACGGUGAUAAUUAGUGUGUCUUAAACAAAAAAAAUUAUAAAAUUAUACAUACAUACGAUUUUUUUCUAUUUUUUAUUAAUACAUAUUACACAUAUUAUAAUUACGAUUAUGAUGUCAUUAAUUACCGAUUAAUUUUUUGAGCCGGUUCCGAGAAGCGUUAAACAAGUUUAACUAAAUUUAAAAUUGCAAAAAAACAAAACGAAACUGAUAAAAUUUAUAUAUAAUACAAAAACAAAAUCAAAUUUCGUUUUAUGUUUUUGCCUUAAAUCAGUUGGAAAAUCGAUGAUAUAUUAUAUACAUGCAUUAUAUAUAUACAUAUAUGUAUAUAUAUAUAGAGAGAAAUGAGUAGCAAAGAGAAUACAUAUAUACAUUAAUGCAAUGCAAUAUGAGUACACAUACAAGUAACACACAUGCAUAUAUACAUACACAGUUACAUACAUACAUACCUACAUAUAUACACAAACAAGCGAAUAAAAAAUGUGGAAAGUGGUAAAGAAUUAGUAAUAAACAAUAUAAAGAAGAAGCAGUACAUAAGAAAUGAAAUAUUUACAUACAUGUGUAUAAAAACAAAACAAAAAAUCUAACGUUAUACAUACAUACAUAUAUAAAUUAUAUUACUGUUAAAGGUAAACUGUAAGUUUUUAUUGCAACUAGUGAAAUGGUUAAUUUUUUUAUUAUUAUUAUAUUAUAUAUAACUAUUAUUAUUAAUACUAUGAUUAUUAUCAACAUUAUUAUUAAUUAAAAAUUAGUUAAUAUUUAUACAUACAUAUAUAUAUAUAUCUUUAUAUAUAUACAUAAAUAUAUAUAUACUCUAAAACGGUAAAAUUAAAAAAAAGUAUGUUAUUUAAGUAGCGGAACUACGGUACACAUGUCGAAAAUAAUUGCAUACAUAUUAUGGUAAAAAGUAGUUAAAAAUAAUUAAAACAACAAAAAAAUUAAUAAAAAACAACAACAAUUAAUUCAAUGCCUGAUUUGACUUUUUAUUAUGCAGAAAACGGUUCAAAAAUACAUUUCGAAAAGCAACAACAAUUAUAUAACGCAUUUGUCUUUCAUACAGUUUCUUUUAGCUGCAACUACAAAUACAUACAAACAUACAUACAUAGCGCAAUCAUGCUCAUUUACCCAAAGCAAACUCAACAAACAUUCAAACCUUAGCGCAUUUCGUUUCUUAAAAACACAAAAAGAAGAAGAAAAAAAUAUAAAAAUAAAAACAAAAAUACAAUUAUUUAUAUGAAAUUAAUAAAGAUUUUUUUAUUAAAUACUACCAAUAGCAUUUAACUAUUACAGCAAUAAUAAUGCUAAAGUUGUCAAAAGCAAGCAAAAGCAAGUGAAAACACACACACACACACACACAAACAAAAAAUACAUUUAAGCAAAAACAACAAAUGUUGUUGUAGCGUUACAGUGGGCCUGUAUAAUACAUGUUAUUUAUAUAUAUACAUACAUGCAAGCACAUAUACAUAUAUACAGUUAUAAUAUGGCAUGCUAUGUAUGUAUGUAUACAUAUAUGUAUAUAGAAAACAAAAGCAGAAAAACAGAA
This is a messenger RNA of Zeugodacus cucurbitae (melon fly), 8649 nucleotides long. It is a transcript of the gene Hr3, whose product is annotated as probable nuclear hormone receptor HR3. The coding region runs from base 102 to 2918 and encodes 938 amino acids. Gene Ontology annotation, molecular function: RNA polymerase II cis-regulatory region sequence-specific DNA binding; nuclear receptor activity; zinc ion binding. The record is from RefSeq and is a predicted model, not a curated record. Gene Ontology annotation, biological process: regulation of transcription by RNA polymerase II. Gene Ontology annotation, cellular component: nucleus. The transcript has 9 exons. Lineage: Eukaryota; Metazoa; Arthropoda; Insecta; Diptera; Tephritidae.